AUGGAAAAAGAUUUACGCGACGCAUACGCAGCACUUAAGUUGCUACGUGCAGAUUUGGUCAAGACUCGCCGUGACAAGCGUGCAUUAGAGCAAAAGUUGCGAGACGCAGCAGAUGCUAUUCGAGGACACAAGAGCACAGUUAUGGCAAGCGCAUCUGAAGAUGGGGAUAAUCAGCAAGAAUCAGAGGAAGUAGAGAAGCUUGCGCUGCUUGACAAGUUGCAUAGCCUAACUGCUACCGUUGAGCAGCAAAUGGAGACUAUGCUUGUCCAAAAAGCAGCAUUUGCACUUGAAAAAGGUGAACUUGAGUCAGCUUUGGAAGCCACGCAGCUUCAAUUGCAAGAAGAAAAAAAUAAGGAAAAAGAAGAAAUGAUACAAGAAAUCGAAACAUUGCGUACCAAAUUGGCAGCAUAUGCUCAGACAAACAGUAUACUAAAGCAGCAAGUGGACGAGAAGGAGGAAGAGCAAAAGUUGUGGGAGAGUAAGCGAGAAGAACAAGAGCUAAGGCUACACUUGGAGCACACACAAAAGAUGGAUUCGUUGACGAGGGAAUUGAGCUUUAAUCUUCAAAAGAACGAAAAAGAAUGUGGAGAAAAGCAGCAGCACGAGAUGAUGGAGUUGCAACAGAGGUGUGGAUUGCUAGAGUUGGCCUUGUAUAGUGAAAAAGAAGAGAAAGUUCAGAUUGAAGUAGAGAAUCAGAAACGAAACACAUUGUUAAGUGAGUUGGAUUCCAAGUGCGAAGAGCUGAAGGCGCACGUUGCAGCUUUGGAGACCAAACAAAGUGAAACAGAAUUUACUCAGGCUCAAACAAAAGUGACUUUCGAUACGAAAGUAAGACAGUUGGAAAGUGAACUACUACAGUCACAAGAAAAACUAGCUGAGUCGGAGAACAAGGUGGCACAACUUGCAGCGGCAAAAGCCAAGUAUGUAACUGUUACAAAAGAUUAUGAAAAUCGACUUGCUGAGGCUUCACAAGAGCUGCUGAAUCAUGAGCAGAAACACCAGCAAAAUGUAGUUGCUCUGUGCAAUGUCAAUGCUGAAUUAGAAAAAGCGCAAGCAGCGCUUGCUGGUUCCGAGGCUACAAUUUUAUCAAAUGCAGAAGACUUUAAGCAAAGACUAGCGCAUCUUGAACAAUAUGGCGCUCAAAAAGAGAAAACGAUCCAGAUUCUGACAAUUAGAAAUGAGAAUUUACAGCACGAAAUCAAUGAUGCUCGGCAAACUACCAAGUUGACAACCGAAAAGCUCCUUCAGUGUCAGUCAAUAGCAGAACAGCGUUUUCAACAACAUAUCGUGUCCUUACAACAGUGCGAGUCUCUUGAGUCUCAGCUUUUAUCAGCUGAAGAUCACCAGGGCGCAGCCUAUGCAAGCAUACAAGGCAGUGAUUCGUUUGUGCUGAAGGUUUUCCAUGGUCUUAGUGACAAUGAUAUCGCUGCGCUACCUCCAACCAAGUUUUGGGGUCUUUUGCGCUCUGGAAUCAACGAGAUUGAAAAUUUCUUUCCUCAAUUACAAACACUUUUUGCUACUAUAGACGAAGUAUUUCGUUUGUGCAAAACGCACGCUGAUUCUCUUUCUGUGCUAUGUUGUCGCUUGGAAGAAAAAUCAGAAAAUGAAGAUAAUUCGAUUCUCGUUGCGUUGUUAAGGUUGCUGCGGUUUAUUGUAAUGCUAAAGGUCCAAAGCCAACAGGACAGCGCAAUCGCUACUGUUGAUAUUGUUCAAAAGCUUCGCAAGCGUGUGCUUAAUGCGCUUGCGCAAUGGUUUGAAAUUGAUGCUAGUGACAAUCAUCACAGCGAAAAUACACCAAUGCCGACACCUACAUUUACUAUUACCUCUCGUGAGACUGCAUUAAUCUUGCAGAAUUGGACCAGCGACCGAUCUAAGCAGCUCGGAGUCAGGCGGUGGCUCGCACGAAUGGAGGCGUAUCCGGGGGUUCCACCUUUACGAGGAGCUAAGUCAAAUCAUGUGUUGGAACUUCCGUCUGAAGGCUGUACGCUUGAGUUAGAGGAGAUGACAUCGGAAGUGAAGGACGCGUUUUUGCUACUCUUGAUUCCGAUUUUAAAGCAAAACCAAGCGCUACACGUGCGAACAUUUAUCCGUUACAUCGAUGACCUUGAGACCGAAUCAAAGAGACGUACAUCCAGCGCAAUAGAUACAGAUGACGACUUGAAAAAGAAUUGGUCGAUGCGAAUCCAUGUCGAGAGUGUUAUUACUCACCGAGUAUCUCGCCCAACUUCGCUAAAAUUGAGUCCUCAUGGUCUAUCAAGUUCACUUAAUUCUCCAGCCUCGUCAGUCUCUUCGUCUACGUCCAGUUCUGCUAGUUCAAGACUUCAAAUUAUUCAAGAGCGUUUACAAUAUCUGCACGAUAAUACAUAA
Plasmopara halstedii is the source of this 2367-nucleotide messenger RNA. RefSeq lists its product as uncharacterized. Lineage: Eukaryota; Oomycota; Peronosporomycetes; Peronosporales; Peronosporaceae. The record is from RefSeq and is a predicted model, not a curated record. The transcript has 4 exons. Bases 1 to 2367 code for a protein of 788 amino acids.